Macroventuria anomochaeta is the source of this 432-nucleotide messenger RNA. RefSeq lists its product as uncharacterized. The transcript has 2 exons. The record is from RefSeq and is a predicted model, not a curated record. Bases 1 to 432 code for a protein of 143 amino acids. NCBI's taxonomy places the organism in Eukaryota, Fungi, Ascomycota, Dothideomycetes, Pleosporales, Didymellaceae.
AUGUCUGGCCCCCUCGUCCCGCUCACCGUCAUCAAAGGCGCCGGUCACGAGUUCAUUCCUCUUCCUCAGGGCGAGAACGCAACAGUCGCCGACUUCCACACCAUGCGCACACAAACCAAGGACACACCAUCAUACUUCACAUCCGGCUUCUACAAGAUCGAAGCCGGCCCCGCCAGGCCUGCGUACUACACCUUUGAGGAGACGAAGUACAUCCUCAAGGGGCAGAUCGACGUUCUGGACGUUGCUACAGGCGUCCAGCACCACCUCGUUCCUGGCGACUUUGCCUUCUUCCAUGUUGGCUCCAAAGUCGAGUUCUCGACCAAGUCCGCUGGCCUCGCUUUCUACGCUGUUACAAGGCCGGUUAAGACGCCUCACCCGAACUUGAAGAACAGGGAGGAGGAGGAGGGCAGGAACAAGAGUUCGAAGUUGUAA